This is a messenger RNA of Eublepharis macularius, 690 nucleotides long. It is a transcript of the gene LKAAEAR1, whose product is annotated as LKAAEAR motif containing 1. The record is from RefSeq and is a predicted model, not a curated record. NCBI's taxonomy places the organism in Eukaryota, Metazoa, Chordata, Lepidosauria, Squamata, Eublepharidae. Bases 97 to 579 code for a protein of 160 amino acids. The transcript has 4 exons.
AUUGCCAAGCUACCCUGACAGAGCUACUGAUCUAGCGCCGAAAAAUUCACCGAUUCCCCCAAAGUGUCCCGUUCCCAGUCUCCGAGAUAAACCAAGAUGCCAAGUACUGAAGUUUGCAUGAGCCGCAAGAAAGCCAACACCAGAUUCAAAAAGGCUUCACCUACCAGCGACACGAUGAAGAUGUCUCCCGAGCAGAAAAGGCGCUUUUUGGCGUUUGCUGAUCCCAGCGAACCGAAAGUGAAGGCCAUGCUCUCUACGGUUGUCCUGAAGGACCAGAAGGCUGUGGAAGAACAGGAAAAGGUGACGGAGCAGAAGAGACUUGUUGGGAUCCUCAAGGCGGCUGAGGCUCGGAACCGCCUUCGAAACUCAAGACUUCAGUAUCAAAAUUUGAGAGCACAAGAGAUCCACUUCUUGAUCUCCUUCCAGAGGACCACUAAAGGUGCCGUGCGACUGGAGGUCUUCCUCCCACCCAGGAAGAACCUUGCUAAACUAUCUGACUGCAUGAACACCGUUCAGAGGAGACGAAUUGAAGAGAUACUGGAAGAUGAAAAUGGUGAGAUUUUUAUUAGAAGGCCUUGAACUGCACACGGAUCGACAAAGGGAGAAGAACAUGGACAGCGAGAACCAGCUGAGAGAGAGUAUUUAGGAAGGUUGCAGCUUAGUAACGUUAGUGCAGUGCAGUUCAAUAAA